AUGCGCCGUCCGACGGAGACCCGCGUGGCGCCUGGGGAGAAAGGGCGGCGGCCCCUCGGCCCUGCCGGCUUGGCCGGGGGCCCCGAGGUGCUGCCUCCCGAGGAGUCGGAGGGCUGCGCCCGGCCCCCGGAGACGGCCCCCAAGAAACUCUGCGGAUACUUAAGCAAGUUUGGCGGCAAGGGGCCCAUCCGGGGCUGGAAGUCCCGCUGGUUCUUCUACGACGAGAGGAAAUGUCACCUGUAUUACUCGCGGACCGCGCAGGAUGCCAACCCCCUGGACAGCAUCGACCUCGCCAGUGCGAUCUUCGACUGCAAGGCGGACGCCGAGGAGGGAACUUUCGAAAUCAAGACUCCCGGCCGGAUUAUUACCCUGAAGGCCGCCAACAAGCAAGUGAUGCUGUACUGGCUGCAGCAGCUGCAGAUGAAGCGCUGGGAGUUCCACAACAGCCUGCCUGCACCUCCUGUCGUCCCUGACGCUGCCCUGGCUGGGAAUGAGCCUGCCCUGCGCCUUGAGCUAGAGCAAGAGGAGGCGGAGCUGGAGGAGUUCCUGCGCCCUGUGAAAACGCCCCCUGGACUUGUGGGUAUGGCAGCCGCCUUGCUGCCAGCCCCAGCCAUGCCCUUGGCCCUUCAGAAUAUUUCUCUCAAGCACCUGGGAACCGAAAUACAAAACACGAUGUACAACAUCCGAGGCAACAGGCAGGCCCAAGGAACAGGCCAUGGACCUCCAGGGGAAGAUCCUCUACCGAGCAGCGAGCCUCAGAGGGAGGAGCGGCCCUCAUCCCCUGACCCCAGUGCCCCAGGGAAAGAUCCAGGGGAGACUCUGAAGCCUGCACCCAAAUCCUCUCUGACUGCCAAUCUCAUUCAGAAAGCCAAGCGCCAGAACAACACCUUCCCGCUCUUUGCUGAGGGACUCACACGGAACCGAACUGCCCAGGAGAGAGCCUUGGCCUUGGAGCAACAGGUUCUGAUGCUUACCAAGGAGUUAAAGUCUCAGAAGGAGCUGGUGAGGAUCCUGCACAAAGCUCUGGAGGCCGCACAGCAGGAGAAGAGGGCAACCAGCGCCUACCUGGCAGCGGCGGAGGACAAGGACCGGCUGGAGCUGGUGCGGCACAAAGUGCGGCAGAUCGCGGAGCUGGGCAGGCGGGUGGAGGCCCUGGAACAGGAGCGGGAGAGCCUGGCACAGACGGCGAGCCUACACGAGCAGCAGGUGCAGGAGCUGCAGCAGCACGUGCAGCUGCUCAUGGACAAGAACCAGGCCAAACAGCAGGUCAUCUGCAAGCUGUCUGAGAAGGUCACCCAGGACUUCAUACAUCCCCCUAACCCACUCCUUGUGCCUCCAGACGCUGCCAACAGGGACUUCCUGAGCCAACAGGAAAAGAUGGAGCAUCUGAAGUUCUGAGCCAAGAAGAACACUUCAGGGAAGGGCGAUGAGCUGAAUGGAAACACUCCACCCCACACCCACAGCUGUUCCAGGAGUGCUCAAC
Myotis brandtii (Brandt's bat) is the source of this 1483-nucleotide messenger RNA. RefSeq names its product TBC1 domain family member 2A-like. The record is from RefSeq and is a predicted model, not a curated record. NCBI's taxonomy places the organism in Eukaryota, Metazoa, Chordata, Mammalia, Chiroptera, Vespertilionidae. The transcript has 8 exons. Bases 1 to 1398 code for a protein of 465 amino acids.